AUGUCUGUGGUACUCAAUGGUUGCCUCUUUACAUUUGGAGCCGGGCUGAGCAACUCGACAAUUAUUGAAGCCAGCUUUUCUAUCGAUACAAACUCCACCGCUGCUCAGAAUACAACGACGAGUGGCUCUGCAGCGACCAGAAGCACAACUAUUACACCUGCUACAACGACUAGCAUCCCCACAGUAAGAAGUUCCCUCUUUACGUUUGACACCAGGCCAAGCGACUCGACAACUACUGAAGCCAGCACUUCCAUCCAUACAAACUCCACUGCUGCUCCAAACAUCUCAACAAGCAGCUCUGCAGCAACUAGCAGCAGAAGCACAACCACCACAACUAUUGCUACAACAACCAACAUCCCUCCAGUUAAAAAGUUUGUGGCAGCAGCUGUUCGGUCUCAUUUCGAUGACUGUCCAGACUCCCAUAGUCAUUUCUGCUUCCACGGCACAUGUCGCUUCCUGAUAUUAGAGGAGACGCCUGCAUGUGUGUGUCAUGCCGGCUUUGUUGGGAUGAGGUGUGAGCAUGCAGACCUGCUUGCUGUAGUAGCGACCAAUCACAGACCGCAGACCGUUGCCACAGUGUUAGUGUUGUGUGUAAUUGGGAGUGUUCUCAUCAUGGUGUUGUGUACACUUUUACAUUGCUGGUGGAGACAGGACUGUCGCAGACGGAGCCACGCACAUCACUACAUCCCAGAGAAGCACGGAGCAUCCUGCCAUCCUUCUGAGAGCGUGGUUUGAGAAGACAUCUUGCUGGAACACGAGCUGUUUGCAUCAUGGCAUGCUAAGUUUUCCUCAUCCGUCCGGCUCACAGAUCCUCAGGAUUUCAUCCAAAGUGGUAUUCACAUAUUCUGCUCAAACAGACCUGGCCAGAGGCGAAGAAGCAUUAUCGCCAGAGUGGCUAAGGUAGGCCAGCCCGAUGUGGGAAUGUUUGACAUUUUUUCCCCAUUGAACGGGACUUUUGCAGGAGCAUGUUUACUUCAGUCUUUGAUUUUGUGGAAAUACACGCACAAACAAUUUGUUUGAAGCGCUGAGGAUGAAGCUGCUGCCAAAUCCUACAUGGUAGGAGCUCCGUGUGUCCUGAUUACUGUUUAUGGCUGGCCCUAGAGGGUGUGUCAAGCAAUCCACGAGGCCAUUAAUCAUCCUGUGUGGAUGUCGAGAAGGAAAGAUGUUUAUUUUGGGCUGUGGGACAACAAUAAUUCAUUUAAGUCAGAAGACCCCAAUUCUUAUUUUUGUCUUUUAAUGACUUUGAGCACUUUUCAUCAGAACUCUACGAGCACAGAGGACGUUUUUAAGAAAUGAUGGUGGGGGAAAACUGAUGCUUUAAAAAAGUUUUAGUGUCUGUUUUUAAAGAAGGAACUCACGCCACCUGACAGGAGUAGGAAUUGAUGAACGGACUGACUGCUAAUGGAUUAAAAACCCUGGACUUCAAUCAGUAUUUACACACACAAAACUUAAAAGUUUUUCUAAUAUGGUUUUGAUAGUUUGCUGACUCCAGUAAGGCUGAAAUAUUUGUCAGUUUUAUUUUUUAUUCCUGAGCUGUACUUGAACGUGUUUGUGCGUCAGAGGUGUUUUAUUUGCAGGCUAUAGCUAAACCGACACUUCCUUGAUGGCCACAUUAUUCCACAGUCCUGUUGUGUGGUUGCACUUAUUCUGCAAGCUUGCUCACUGUUCAUAAAAAAACCCUGCACUUAUUGUACAAUUUAGUCACUUGAAACCACAUAGUGAGAGAUGCCAAAUACACUUUCUAACUUUGCCUGAAUGAGCACUGAAGGGAACACAGUUUUUACACAUCCACCUAAGCAUGCAUGCUCUUAAAUCACAGCUUGUACUUUAAAAAAACACAGAACACCUUUUUAUUUUAAGAGUGGUAUGUCAUAGCUUGCACCUGCUUUGGAUUUAAAUACUUUUAAAGAGAGAAAGCGCCUCUGAAGAUUAAUUA
Molecule: messenger RNA, 1936 nt
Organism: Plectropomus leopardus (leopard coralgrouper)
Lineage: Eukaryota; Metazoa; Chordata; Actinopteri; Perciformes; Serranidae
Source: RefSeq, a predicted model, not a curated record